Symbiodinium sp. CCMP2456 is the source of this 3765-nucleotide messenger RNA. NCBI's taxonomy places the organism in Eukaryota, Dinophyceae, Suessiales, Symbiodiniaceae. The record is from the annotation of a GenBank genome assembly.
AUGGCUGCGCUAUCAUGGGUGCUCUUGGGACUCCAAGUCUUGACAGCGUUUGGCAACUAUCCCGUUUCGAAGAUUUCCGCCAUAGGGGUGGACACGUGCGCCAUCCUCGAAGAUUCUUCUUUAAAAUGCUGGGGAAGGAACCUCUUCGGAAUCACUGGCGCGGGCUCUUCGGGAACGAUUGGGGAUGCAGCGAACGAGAUGGGGGAUUAUUUGCCACCUGUUGAUCUAGGCACAGGUAGGACAGCCAUUGCUGUCGCCACUGGUAGCCACACCAAUUGCAUUGUCCAGGACAACGGCAUGGUGAAGUGCUUCGGUCACACUGAUGAUGGGCGCUCGGGCCAGCCAGAUACGGUGUUGGCCACCAUGGGCGUCACCGAUUCCAACAUCGGGGAUGAUGACUUCGAGCUUGGCGACAAUUUACCUGCCAUCAGUCUGGGAACCGGUCGCACGGCCACCGGCGUGUGCGUGGGUCAAGAAUUUGGCUGCGCUUUGCUGGACAACGGUGCUGUCAAGUGCUGGGGACUGAAUUCUGAUGGACAGCUUGGACAAGGCGACGAUAUGACAAGGGGCACCACAGAGAGCUCUAUGGGAGAUGGACUUCCGGAGAUUGACCUGGGGACUGGCCGGACAGCUGUUCAGCUGCAGUGCGGGAAUAGGUUCGCCUGCGCCAUCUUAGAUGACGUGACCAUGAAGUGUUGGGGAUCUAACAACCGUCACCAGUGUGGUCAGGGCCACAACAAUAACAUCGGCGAUGAAAGUAACGAGAUGGGAGACUAUUUGCCAGCCAUCGUCUUCGAGUCCGGGAGAACGGUGAAGAGCCUGGGCGUGGGCGUGGGCUAUGAACACACAUGUGUGAUCAUGGAUGACGACACGGCGAGAUGCUGGGGUUAUGGAUCAUCAUCUUAUGGGCCCUGUGGUUAUGGUGAUGCGCUGACCCGCGGGACAACACAAUACCCAGUGUCGGGCGUGCCGGCAGUGGACCUAGGUGUCGGCCGCACCGCCAAGCAGCUGUCAGGCAGUUACCUCGGAACCUGUGCUCUCCUUGACGAUGACUCAGUGAAGUGUUGGGGCUACAACCAAGACUCCCGCUUGGGCUAUGGAGAUUCGGUGGACCGGGGACACACGAUCCAUCAGAUGGGAGACUACCUGCCGGCCAUUAACUUGGGAUCCGGGAUUACAGCGAAGGCGGUUGCCUUGGCAGGACAAAGUGCGUGCGCCAUCCUCAAUGAUGACACGGUGAAGUGCUGGGGACUUGGUGACAUUCUGGGUCUAGAAACCACAGAUAAAAAAGGGGACGAAGGUCUCGCUGGGCACAUUGCCGACAACAACAACGAGCGCCACCAUGACCCUCACUUCGACGGUGAGCUCUACGGUAUCCAGUACAAGUUCAAGCAAAACAAUGACCGUCACACACACCAGCACCACUUCAUUUUCCACAACAGUGUCAACAACCUCGACCAGAACAGGCACAUCUACUUCAACCUCCAGUUCAUCAGCCAGCACCACUUCAUCUUUCACAGCCACCUCAACAACUUCGACCAGCACGAGCACAUCUACUUCAACCUCCAGCUCGUCAACCAGCAGCACGUCUUCCAGAGCAGUACAACUCUCACCGGUGCAGAGGAGCUGGCCAAGCAGAUAGCGGAGCUGCAGCGGAAAGAGGAGGCUGCAGAAGCCGCUUCGGCAGUGGAGGCCGCAGAGAAGGAGGCCGCACAAAUACUGCUGGACACCUGGUCCGUCACAGGGGACAAUGCCACUACAGGGAUCCUAGGGAACGUGACCAUGCAAACGGAUAGUGGAACCUUGCAGGUGACCGCUGUAGCUCCGGAGGCGCUGCAAAGAAGCGUGGAAGUGUCCUUGGGAGAGGUGGCCAAAGUGCGCGUGCCAACCGCUGUACUUGCACAGGCAGCACAGGGUGCAGAUCGUGGUCAGGCAGAAGGCAGCAACGCAUCAGGCAUAGUGCUCAUCACCUUCAUGGUUGUGAAAGAUGAGAGAGCCGUGAAGUUCAUGGACGCCAAAAACGAGGGCGAGCAGAGGUCCGAGGUUGCGGCACAGACGCUGAGCAUCAGCCUACGACGUGACGAUGGCUCCGUGGUGCCCGUGCAUCGGCUUCCCGAGCCCAUCGAGUUCGUGCUCCGGACGAACGAAAACAAUGCUUCCUGCGCCUUCUGGGACGAAGAGCUAAGUGCCUGGAGUGCCAGGGGGCUUCGAACCGUCUCCAGCGACACUCCUGGCCAGCUCACCUGUCGAACUAGCCACCUUUCCAUCUUCAGCGCAGUGUUGAACACCGUUUGGCAGAAUGUUGCGUCGGCAGUCCUCUGCAGCUCUGCGUGGGACAUGCUCACCCCGGAAGGCUUCGAGCGACUCCUUGACAGCCAUUGGAUGACCUCACCCCCAGCCCUCGCCGCCUUUGUCUUCAUGUUCUUGUUCUUCAUCGUGCUGCUUAUCGCUGCCUGCAUGGACAGGAGGACGCGGCGAGCGAUCCCUUGGGAAAUGGUCGCGCCCGUGCUCUUCCGCACGAGCGGAGAGGAUCCGGAAGAAGGCUCCGAGGCCGAGGAAGCGACGGAAUCGACACCACGGAGGAACUGUUGUCUACGUCAGCUCGCCGAGCUCAAGGAUUGGUGCUUCUGGUGUGCGGGUAUCUGCUUUGGAGUGGAGAACAUUCUGCAAAUCAUCACCGAGGUUCUGCCCAACGCCCCGGAGGCGGUGGUUAACCGGUGCAUCAAGACCGUCCAUGCUCAUCGCAGCGGCGUUGCGAAGGAUAGCUUAGCCAUCCUGUUGCAGCCCGGCGAGAAGUUCGAUGCUGACGACAGCGAGGACUCUGUUCCUAGGCAGGUCUCCCGGAGCCAGAACCGUCAGAGCCUUUUUGCCGGACUUGCGAGCGUCGCCGUCCCCAAAAUGAACAACUUCACUGCGGCAAUUCGUGAUCUUAAUGCCCAAUGGAAUGUCCACAUCCACGGUGCCACUGCGGUGAAAGCAAUCCUUGCCCGUUCCUGGGGUGUGCGCGUCUUUGUGCUCUUUCCCGCCUUCCACCCAUGGAUUGCACUGUUGCGGCUUAGCAUUGUAACAUCCUACAAGGUCCGUGUCUCUUUGAUCUACUUGAAGAUCUGCACCGCAGCCUUCGCGAACGCCUUGUUCUUCACCAGUUCUGCCCUGCCGUCGGGCAGUGAUCCUGCGUGCGCGCCGAAGGAAUUUCUUGCGAGGCUGACCCGCAACCUGACGGUUGGCCUAAUUUCUGCAUUUCUUGGCGACUGCGCCGUAUUCACUCUGUUUCUCCUGCAAAUUCGCAAGCCCAUCGUGAAGCAGGAGUGGACUGAGAGGACAUUCUUCUUCUGGACGAUCUGGCUGCUGUACUCGUCCGUGUGCAUGUUGUUUGUCAUGAUCUUCUUGGCGAACGUGCGACUGGAGGAUGCCAUCAGCUGGUUACAGAGCACUGGGGUAAGCUUGCUGCAGGACUUGGCCAUACUGCCUUUCACCACUGCCGUGGCCAUGGGCACGAUGGCGUCGCUAGCCCUCUGCAGCCAACGUGUGAAGAACAAGAUCGAACGCAGGUGGCUGGAAGGCAAAAACGAGCCACUGCAGGAGUUUUUACCGGAGCCCAUGCCGGAGCCCGCCGAAGUCACCGUGGAAGUCCACACUGCAGGCCCGAAGUCUGGCAACCAGGCUGAGGAGGUCACGUCUUGGCAACUUCAUGCAGUGCUGCCUGGGGUGCCGGAUAGUGAGGUCGGGUUUCCAAGAAGACGCAGAUCAAGAGCUGAUGCAUGA